CGCCUGUCUCAGUUUGCCUCCUCUUCCUCCGUCUUGGCUCCUCUGCUCGUGCUUCCUCCACGUUCCUCCCUCGUGGUCUUCUUGCUCCUGCUUCUGCAGUGUGGGCUCAGUUUCAGUUCAUUGUCAUGAAUCAAUGAAAUACAGCCUUUUAUCUUGUCCAGAGAAACUUCUAGAUUGUUCUAGAAGGAAGCUGUGGUUCUUGUUGUAUGAGCGUGUGGGCAUGGAUAUAGUUGAAUCAGUGAGAAAGAUUCCUUUGCAAGACCCACCCGAGGAAGAUUUCUGUGCUGCUGAUUUGACUUGGACCAAGUUUGGCAAUGCUGAGCACCAUGACGAGGUUGCCCUUAUUCCCUAUGACCGAGUUGAUGCUUUUAUAAUUGGUGAGUGCUCUAAUGUUGAGUGGCCUACUCGCUUCCAUAUUGAGCGCGGAAGGAAGCGAGCUAUUGGUAGCUUGAAGGAGUAUAAGGAUGAUGAGUAUCUUGAGUACAGGCUGUACUGGUGCUCGUUCGGACCAGAAAAUUAUGGGGAGGGUGGAGGUAUAUUACCCAGUCGAAGGUAUCGGCUUAAUACCAGAAAUCGUGCUGCUAGACCUCAAUCAAUGCGGGGUUGUACUUGUCAUUUUGUUGUCAAACGUCUUUAUGCACGUCCAUACCUAGCACUUAUCAUAUACAAUGAAAGGCGCCAUAUUAACAAGUCUGGUUUUGUUUGCCAUGGACCACUUGAUAGAGAUGCCAUUGGUCCUGGUGCCAAAAAUGUUCCAUAUAUAUGUAAUGAAAUUCAGCAGCAAACUAUGUCUAUGAUUUAUUUGGGCAUUCCUGAAGAGAAUAUCCUGGAGAAACACAUUGAGGGAAUUCAGCGAUAUUGUGGUUCGGAUGCAAAAGUUAAUAGUCUUGCCUCUCAAUAUGUUCACAAGCUAGGGAUGAUUAUCAAAAGGUCUACCCAUGAGCUGGAUCUAGAUGAUCAAGCCAGCAUUCGGAUGUGGGUUGAACGGAACAAAAAGUCUGUAUUCUUUUAUCAAGAUACUUCGGAGUCAGACCCUUUUGUUUUGGGGAUCCAAACAGAAUGGCAGUUGCAACAGAUGAUUCGUUUCGGUCAUUGCAGUGUUGUUGUGGCAGACUCAACCUUUGGUAUAAAGAGACUCAAAUAUCCUUUGUUCACGCUUCUUGUUUUUGAUUCAAGGCAACAUGCACUUCCUGUUGCAUGGGUCAUUACACGUAGCUUUUCAAAGCCUGACAUGUCAAAGUGGCUGAAUGCUUUAAUUGAUAGAGCUCAUAGUGUUGAACCUGGAUGGAGAGUUAGCGGCUUUGUGAUUGAUGAUGCUGCGGCUGAAAUUGAUCUUUUAAGAGACAUAUUUUGCUGUCCAGUUCUAUUUUCACUGUGGCGCAUUCGUAGAUCAUGGCUAAGGAAUAUUGUUAAGAAAUGCUGUAACAUUGAGGUUCAACGGGAGAUUUUUAAGCGUCUUGGGGCAAUAGUGUAUAGUAUCUGGGGUGGUGUUAAUACAUCGCUUGCGUUGGAACAAUUUUUGCAGGACUUUGUUGACCAAACUGAUUUCAUGGAAUAUUUCAGAGCUUCUUGGUUACCAAAGAUUGAAAUGUGGCUUUCAACAAUGAGAAAUUUUCCACUAGCCAGCCAGGAAGCUUCUGGAGCAUUAGAAGCAUAUCAUGUUAAACUGAAAGCUAAACUUUUUGAUGAUUCACAUCUUGGAGCACUGCAAAGAGUAGAUUGGUUAGUCCACAAGCUAACAACUGAGUUGCAUUCGAGCUACUGGCUCGAUCGCUUUGCUGAUGAGAGUGAUUCGUUCCAGAGUGUGAAGGAGGAAUACAUUGCUUCUACGUCGUGGCACCGAGCACUUCGAAUCCCCAACGAUGCCGUUACUUUCAAUGAUAAAGACAGCUUCUUUGCCAAAGUUGUUAGCCAGAAAGAGAGCAAAUCGACACGUAUAGUGUGGAAUCCAGGAUCUGAAUUUGCAUUCUGUGACUGUUCUUGGUCAAUGCAAGGUAACCUUUGCAAGCACGUCAUAAAAGUAAACAUGGUCUUUGAAAACAUCAAAGGUUGUCAACCAUCCAUGUCAUUGAAAUCAUUUGAAGACAUUUUGAUAGAUCUAUGGAGAAAACCAGUGGAUGGUUCCGUUGCAUUGGAUCUGUCUCUGGCUUGGACGCAGCAGAUCCUAGAUCAAAUCGAAAAACUCGUCGAACUGAAUAACUCGCCGGAUAUUGGCACUGUUGUUAACAAAAUGCCUUUGAAUUGGGUUUCCAAGAAAGGUCGAACCUACAACGGCAAACCAACGUUGCGUUACACUCUUCCACCGGCUAACAGCAACCCCAAAAGUUUGAUUGUAUACAAGAGGAGUCGCAAAAGGAAAAGAUUAUCACAAUUAAGAUGAUCCUGAAUUAGCACAAAUUGAGUUUAUUCUGGAAGUUGCUGAAUCGGCUCAUGUACCUGCAAAUAUCUAGGUUUCUGCUCUGUUGCCUCUUGUUAUAGAACAGUUAUUGUUAGUUAUAUGCACAUCUUUUGCAGAAACAAAACCGAAGAAUGAAAGCAAUUUCAGUGCAUAUUUUGUUGAGUCUACAGAGCUGGGAACAACUUUAAUGUGAUAGUUAGGAUAGAGUAGCGGUUAAUUUUCCCUCAAAAUUUGGAAGCUAUUGCUUAACUUUUGAUUAAUUA
Arachis ipaensis is the source of this 2661-nucleotide messenger RNA. The record is from RefSeq and is a predicted model, not a curated record. NCBI's taxonomy places the organism in Eukaryota, Viridiplantae, Streptophyta, Magnoliopsida, Fabales, Fabaceae.